GCGUCGCCGCGCCCCGCGCGCCCCUCCCUCUGUGCCCCUCCCUCCGCGCGCCCCCGGCCCGGCGCUAGGGCCCCGGCGGCGGUGGGUCUGGGCACCGCGCCUGUUCGUCCGCGUGGACCUGGUCGUAGUGUGCAGUGUCGCGCCUUCGCUAAAACCGGGCGGGAAGUAGCGGGGAUGGGUCAUCACCGGGAGUUCUGUGCCGCUUCCCGCCGGCCUUGGCGCCGGGGCAGGACUCGGCGUGGGAGGGGGCAAGGUGCAUUGUCCCGCGAGCCGAGGUUCGGCUGGGGAGUCGGAGAUUUUCUUUUUCCCUAAGAGGCCAUAGGGUUACUUUUAAUAUUUACUGGAACUCUUAAGAAGAAGCGUGUGUUCUCCACACUGCCUUUCCAUUUGCCCUGAUCAUAAUAAACGGCACUUUCCCAGCCUUGAUAUUUAUGGGCAAGUCACUGGUAGAUGAAGUAAAGAAAGGAAAAAAUUGGAGGUAAAGAAUACUCCAAAGCAGAAAGAUAGGGGAGUAUAUACAUCACCCCACCGCUGUCCAGGAAUCAGAGGAGGAAAUGCCUUUGAAUGAAGCAUGGUUCACAAACCUGGUUAGCAGCCAGGGUGGACACACACUUUGCAGGUAUCUUAACCUUGGAAACAGAGCAUGAUUGGCUUCUUUGUCAUCUUUGAAUAUGAGAGAGAAUCCUAAUUUCAGCAUGUCCUCAGUAGAGACCAACAGACCAAGUUUAUUUCUCCAAGAAGCCUCCCAAACCCUGUUGGAGUGGCAACCAUUUCCAGAAGUAAAUAAUGUGUCAGAUGCCUGAGGAGACAUCACAGCUUUCCCAGAUUGGGAGGAAAAAUAUGGAAUGUGUUUUACCGCUGACUGAACACAACCAAAUGAACUGUACUGACAGUAGUUUGAAAACCAGCAGUUAGCAGUUUGUUCAGACUCUAUCACUAUCCAGCACUUUCCAGAGCAAACUCACUGUUUACAAGAACUCUCGGCCUUACGAAGUUUAUAACCUCAAGCUUUGUUUAUUUAAAAUAUUUCUGCGAAAGAAAAGUACCUGAAGCCUAUUUUCCAAAAUGGCCAUGGAUGAGUAUUUGUGGAUGGUCAUUUUGGGUUUUAUCAUAGCUUUCAUCUUGGCAUUUUCUGUUGGUGCAAAUGACGUUGCCAAUUCGUUCGGUACCGCUGUGGGCUCUGGUGUGGUGACCUUGAGGCAGGCGUGCAUUUUGGCUUCAAUAUUUGAAACCACCGGCUCUGUGUUGUUGGGGGCCAAAGUAGGAGAGACUAUUCGAAAAGGUAUCAUUGACGUGAACCUAUACAACGAUACCGUAGAAACACUUAUGGCUGGGGAAGUUAGCGCAAUGGUUGGUUCAGCUGUUUGGCAGCUGAUUGCUUCCUUCCUGAGACUUCCAAUCUCAGGAACUCAUUGCAUUGUUGGUUCUACCAUAGGAUUCUCACUUGUUGCAAUUGGUACAAAAGGUGUGCAGUGGAUGGAGCUUGUCAAGAUUGUUGCCUCUUGGUUUAUAUCUCCACUGUUGUCUGGUUUCAUGUCUGGCGUGCUGUUUGUAUUGAUCAGAAUGUUCAUCUUAAAAAAGGAGGACCCUGUUCCCAAUGGCCUCCGGGCACUUCCACUGUUUUAUGCUGCUACUAUAGCAAUAAAUGUCUUUUCCAUCAUGUACACAGGAGCACCAGUGCUGGGUCUGGUACUUCCCAUCUGGGCAAUAGCACUCAUUUCCUUUGGUGUUGCUCUACUUUUCGCCCUUUUUGUAUGGCUCUUUGUGUGUCCAUGGAUGCGGAGGAAAAUAGCAGGGAAAUUACAAAAAGAAGGUGCUUUAUCACGAGUAUCUGAUGAAAGCCUCAAUAAAGUCCAAGAAGCGGAGUCCCCCGUCUUUAAAGAACUCCCAGGUGUCAAGGCAAACGAUGACAGCACAGUCCCUCUCACAGGGUCGACUGGGGAGGCAUCUGGGACCUCAGAAGGCACAUCUGCAGGGAACCACCCACGCGUCUCCUAUGGAAGGGCACUUUCCAUGACUCAUGGUUCUGUAAAAUCACCGAUCUCCAAUGGCACAUUUGGCUUUGAUGGCCACACAAGGAGUGACGGUCAUGUGUACCACACUGUACACAAAGACUCGGGGCUCUACAAAGACUUGCUGCACAAAAUUCACAUAGACAGGGGCCCCGAGGAGAAGCCCGCCCAGGAAAACAACUACAGGCUCCUGCGGCGAAACAACAGUUACACUUGCUAUACCGCAGCCAUUUGUGGGAUGCCGGUUCACUCCACUUUCAAAGCUGCCGACUCGUCCUCUGCCCCAGAAGAUAGUGAGAAGCUGGUGGGUGACACUGUGUCCUAUUCUAAGAAGAGACUUCGCUAUGACAGCUACUCCAGCUACUGCAAUGCGGUUGCAGAAGCUGAGAUUGAGGCAGAGGAGGGUGGUGUGGAAAUGAAGCUAGCAUCCGAGCUGACAGAUCCUGACCAGCCUCGAGAGGACCCUGCAGAAGAAGAAAAGGAAGAGAAGGACACUGCUGAGGUCCAUCUCCUGUUCCAUUUUCUGCAAGUCCUCACUGCCUGUUUCGGGUCCUUUGCUCAUGGUGGCAAUGAUGUGAGUAAUGCCAUUGGUCCCCUGGUAGCUUUGUGGCUGAUUUAUGAGCAAGGUGGAGUAAUGCAAGAAGCAGCUACUCCUGUCUGGCUGCUGUUUUAUGGAGGAGUUGGAAUUUGUACAGGUCUCUGGGUUUGGGGAAGAAGAGUGAUCCAGACCAUGGGGAAAGACCUCACUCCAAUCACACCUUCCAGCGGCUUCACCAUUGAACUGGCCUCAGCAUUCACAGUGGUCAUCGCCUCCAACAUUGGGCUUCCUGUCAGCACCACACACUGCAAGGUGGGUUCGGUGGUGGCUGUGGGCUGGAUCCGCUCCCGGAAGGCUGUGGACUGGCGCCUCUUCCGCAAUAUCUUUGUGGCCUGGUUUGUGACUGUCCCGGUGGCCGGGUUAUUCAGUGCUGCUAUCAUGGCUCUUCUCAUGUAUGGGAUCCUUCCAUAUGUGUGAUUUGUCUUCUUCCAACCAGUAAAUUAAAGGGAUAGUUUAGCGUGGGUAUGUGGAAGGUGUGUGCCCUCUUUUCUCUCUCUCUCUCUCUCUCUCUCUCUCUCUCUCCCUCUCUCCCUCUCUCCCUCUCUCUCUCUCCCUCCCUCCCUCUCCACCACACACACACACAUACACACACACCCCAGCCACAAACAGCUGUCUCCCAACCAGCUCUCCACAUCCUUUUCAAAUGGUUCCAUACCACACUGCUCACCCAGGCUGCAGAGAUUCAUCUUCCAGAGCUAACUUAACUACUGUACAUAGUAAUAUGUAUUAAACUGUUAUCGUGGUGAUAUAAUGUGGUGCAGUUACUUAUAUAUUAAAUAUAUAUUAUAUACAUAGAAUAGGUAGCAUUAUUUCAAACAUAUUCAAGAUGGGAGUGGAGAUUAUUGCCUAGAAUUCAAUACUCAAUAAAUCUUGUACAUAAUGAUUUCUGUGGCAAAUGUUAAGAAUUUUUUUAAAAGAAAGUACAGAUUGGAAAAUCUCCCCACCCUGUAAUGAUACUUUCAUCUUUAAUAUACUGUAAGAUAAAUGAGAUACAGGAUACACAGUACAAACUUGGGCAGGUGUACAUAGGCCCACAUGUGAUUGAAUAAUACCGGGACAGAGUUCACAAGUGCUUUCACUGAAGUAUUUGUUCAUAUACUAUGUAUGGAUUAUUGUGUAAUAUAUCAUAAUUGCUUUUGUAAAUACUUAAAAACUGUAAUUUUUUAAUGGUGUGCUUCCCUUAUACUUUUUUGAUCAGAGAAUUUUGGAAAGUACCAAAGAAGCAGGGGAAUAGUUUGCCAGUAUUAUUUUUUCAUGUUGUUGUACCCCCUUCUCAUUAACCUGGGAUGUACUAAGACCACCCAAGCUCUGACUUGCCCCAGAGCAGUGUGUGUGGUUGAGGCACCAGCGCGCAUCGUCAUGUCACUCUUGGAUUCCCCACCCCACCAGCACCACCACUGCUGCCACAUACCAGUUACUGGUCAGCCCUGCAGUGGCCUUUCAUUGUCACCAGCGUGGAGAAUGUACAGAUGUAAGGAUGUGUAACUAAACACUACACAUCAAGUCCAGUUUAAAUUUCCAUCCCCGUUCUCCCCUGCAGCUUGAAAAAAGGGAUUGUCUCAAACUUUAAGGCCAGUGAGGCUUUUUAUGUGCUUUGACAUUCUAGAAGUUCAGGGGCUGGGGAGUUGAAAUACUAAAGGUACACUGGGUUUGAGGAUUUCCUUGAGGCCUUUACUAAGUGGGAGAUCCUGAUGCUGUCUUUAGUCCCACUGGAUUCUCUACUCUUUUGAUAGCGGGAGGAAGUAUGACUAAUGUUAGAGCCUGAAACUAUGGAAAUGCUGCUAAAAUUUUUAUAUUGACAAACAUUUUCUCGGUACUUCAUUGUGAUUUUUCAUUAAUCAACCAUAUUAAAUUUAUAAUAAAAAAUGCCCCUCAAAAGUU
Sciurus carolinensis (gray squirrel) is the source of this 4491-nucleotide messenger RNA. It is a transcript of the gene Slc20a2, whose product is annotated as solute carrier family 20 member 2. The transcript has 14 exons. Gene Ontology annotation, biological process: phosphate ion transmembrane transport. NCBI's taxonomy places the organism in Eukaryota, Metazoa, Chordata, Mammalia, Rodentia, Sciuridae. The record is from RefSeq and is a predicted model, not a curated record. Bases 1066 to 3027 code for a protein of 653 amino acids. Gene Ontology annotation, cellular component: membrane. Gene Ontology annotation, molecular function: phosphate transmembrane transporter activity.